Molecule: messenger RNA, 1257 nt
Organism: Nelumbo nucifera (sacred lotus)
Lineage: Eukaryota; Viridiplantae; Streptophyta; Magnoliopsida; Proteales; Nelumbonaceae
Product: 8-hydroxygeraniol dehydrogenase-like
Molecular function (GO): oxidoreductase activity, acting on the CH-OH group of donors, NAD or NADP as acceptor; zinc ion binding
Source: RefSeq, a predicted model, not a curated record
UCUCUCUCACACACACAUACACAUGUCGAACUCUCAAGAAGAGAACACUCAGAAGGCCUUGGGCUGGGCAGCAAGAGACUCUUCAGGAAUUCUCUCCCCUUUCCACUUCACUAAAAGGACCAAUGGAGAUGAAGAUGUCACUGUGAAGAUUAUCUACUGUGGAAUCUGCCAUUCAGACCUACACAGCAUUAAGGAUGAACUUGGGUUCUCUAUCUAUCCUGUUGUUCCUGGGCAUGAAAUUGCAGGUGUGGUAACACAAAUCGGCUGCAAGGUAGGAAAAUUCAAGAUUGGAGAUAGAGUGGGUGUGGGGUGCUUGAUUGGAUCUUGCCGCAGAUGCAGUAACUGUGAGCAGGAUUUGGAGAAUUACUGUCCCAAGAGAAUCAAUACUUACACCAUCUUCAAUGAUGGCACAAGAAACUAUGGCGGAUACUCGGAUAUUAUCGUUGUUAACGAGCACUUUGUUGUCCACUUCCCUGACAAUCUCCCCCUGGACCGUGGAGCACCACUGCUGUGUGCUGGGAUUACAGUGUACAGCCCCAUGAAAUAUUAUGGACUGAAUGAAUCUGGACAACACUUGGGUGUUGUUGGGCUAGGUGGACUCGGACAUGUGGCCGUGAAGUUUGCCAAGGCUUUUGGAAUGAAGGUUACUGUGAUCAGUAGAUCUGAGAGCAAGAAGAAGGAAGCAAUUGAACGGCUUGGUGCAGACUUGUUUUUAGUCAGCAGUGACCCUGAACAGAUGCAGGCUGCCAUGGGCACAAUGGAUGGCAUCAUCAGUACAUUUGUUACACCAGACCUGAUUACAUCCCUGAUCCAUCUCUUGAAGCCACACGGGAAGCUGAUAUUCUUGAGUGCAACUGAUAAGCCAGUCCAGUUGCCAUUAUUUCCUUUGCUCACAGAAAGGAAACUUGUUGCAGGAAGUAUAAUUGGGGGAUUGAAGGAGACUCAAGAGAUGCUAGAUUUUGCAGGGGAGCAUAAUAUAACUUCAGAUAUUGAAGUUAUUUCCAUGGACUAUGUGAACACAGCAAUGGAAAGGCUAGCAAGAGGGGAUGUUAGAUAUCGAUUUGUGAUCGAUAUAGCAAACACCUUAACUGUUUAGCCAAUUUCUUUUGUUUGAAGCCAAUAUGCAGGCUUUCCAUGGAUCAUGACUGGUUAAUUUUGUUAUAGCUUAGUUCAGAAUGCAAGAACAAGUGUUGUAUGCUAGACUACCAUAAAAGCAAAACAAUACUGGUUCAAUAAGAUAUACAGGGUUAUGGUGCA